AUGUACCCAUCCUCUAUGCACCACAUAGAGUCUUCUGAAGGAAAACGAGGCCAAACUAAGCACCUUCCUCCCAUCAUCGUCAUCAUCUUCUUCAGCCUCACACAAACAAGCAACGAGGGGAACCAGUGUGUGCAAACCACCAUUUUAGAGCCUGAUGAUGAUUUGGAGCUCAUGGAAAGAAUCAAGAAAGACAGAAAGAAGCGGAUUGAAAAACAAACCGUACUUAAUUCAACCAAAGACAGAGAAUAUUUACAAGAUGUUAUUUACAAGCUUAGCAAAGUAGGCCAAGCCAUCGAGAACAACGAUCUCCCGUCUGCUGGUUCAGUCCUUGGUCAAACCCCUGAUGCAGACUGGCUCAAGAUGGCCAAUGAAGCCCUCUCAAAGUUGAGUUCGAGCCCUGAGGAGAUGUCUGAGGUGGAUGCAUUCAACUCGUCGUUGACAUCUUUGUAUACAUCAGUAACAAAGAAUGACAUAGAAGCAUCGAAAUCAGCUUUUGUGGACUCCGCAAGUGCAUUUGAGAAGUGGACAACAUUGACUGGUUUGGUUGGACAGCUAAAAGGCCUUUGAGCAAAUUUAGGCUCCUUCCAUUUUUUUUUUUUUUUUUUUUUUUUCUAAUUUU
Lactuca saligna is the source of this 619-nucleotide messenger RNA. NCBI's taxonomy places the organism in Eukaryota, Viridiplantae, Streptophyta, Magnoliopsida, Asterales, Asteraceae. The record is from the annotation of a GenBank genome assembly.